Messenger RNA from Quercus lobata, 3351 nucleotides. Its product is annotated as NADH-ubiquinone oxidoreductase chain 4. Gene Ontology annotation, biological process: electron transport coupled proton transport; aerobic respiration; ATP synthesis coupled electron transport. NCBI's taxonomy places the organism in Eukaryota, Viridiplantae, Streptophyta, Magnoliopsida, Fagales, Fagaceae. Bases 1802 to 3328 code for a protein of 508 amino acids. The record is from RefSeq and is a predicted model, not a curated record. The transcript is spliced from 4 exons. Gene Ontology annotation, molecular function: ubiquinone binding; NADH dehydrogenase activity; NADH dehydrogenase (ubiquinone) activity. Gene Ontology annotation, cellular component: respiratory chain complex I.
AGCGCAUUUCGAUGAUGCAGGGUAGGAUUCCGUCUGAGCCCAAGACUUGAUGAGACGAAUCGAAUAGUCUGCUAGCGAGCUCUUCACAUUCUUUCGUCGAGAUUAGGUUAAUGUUAAGUGCAAUAAAGCAUUUUCUUUAUUGCCGUAGAUACGAGAAUUGCCAGCUCACCAAAUUGGCAGGGCGCGAUCCUUCCGCCCCCCCUUAUCGAAGUUACCUUCUUUUCUUUUUCUUUAUCUCUCCUCUAUGGAAAGAGGGGAUGAUACGUGGCGUGGUAUACCUGAUCGUUUGGUCAAGGAGACGUACGUAAGUCGACAUAGCUUCAUGUAUAUGUUCUUUGGAGCUAGAACCCAUAAAUAAGUAAAAUAAAAUGAAAUAAUGGUGAGCCUAGGGCGACGAACAUGGCUCAAGGCUUUCUAUACAAAGCCCUUCUCUUCUUCACUCAAAGAGGCAAUGCACUCUUUGAAUGGUACUUGAUUUCUAAAGAAUCAAUCUUUUGGUUAGAAGUUCUACGGACUUUAUAAAAGGAAAUGCCACGCUCCGCCUGUUACGAGAUAUGGGGCGUUUUAAUCGAAGGGUCAUACUUCUCGGCCCUAUUACGGUAAGAGGCCAAUGCACCAGCCAGCCGGUGUGGUGGCGAACACGCUGUGCUGUAAGCUAAGCUGUUCACCUUGUAGACGGAGGAGAUAUAGAAAGUGUGCCGUGCGUAAUUCAUAAAAUUCUACAGUAGCACCAGUAUAUUAUUCUAUUUCACUUAGCCCGCCUCUCCCAUGACUUUCCGGACCAACCAACCCGGAUCUGCCCUCGAAAGUCUCUCUGCAUUUUGGGAGCAGAGCAUGCAAAAUCGAGCAAUGGAUCUUAGAAAAAUGAAAUUUGGAACGGCACGACUCUUUCUAUUUUUGCGCUGGCAUUUGAGUUGUCUCCCCUCCUCUUUCAAUCGACACACUCGACGCAGAUAGGCUUCGGUGGCCUCGGCUUCCGCUUCUCUCAGGCGGCGACAGCCCCCACCUCCACAGCCACAGCAUGGAAGAGCAGCUUCCUUAAUCCGCACUACAACCAAUCUACAUUUUCUCCAGAUUGAUAUAUGAUGCUAAACCGAGACCGAGAUAGAGAGAGCGGGCUGCCCCUUUGUUGGCUCUUCGAGACAAAAGCACUCAUAGGAAUGGUGCUCAUUCCCAUGUUCCUUCUAGUCUCGUUUGGUUUCGAGAGCCUCCCCCUCCCCCGUCCUUUACUCGUCUUUUGAAAGCCGUCAUCCUGGAUUUUUUUCCGUAUGCCGGGAAAAGUGCCUCACCUUUCUACAAAAAUGAUUCUCAAAAUUUCCUCUCGGGGGUUUCUAUAAACUAUAAAGAGAAUGAAAAGUCCGGGUAGAAGCACAAACAAAAGGAGAGAGGAAAAGUAGAAAGGGGGGGAAGAAGUCUAGUGCUAGUUCUUACUGAAACUUCUUUAUCUAACUUUCAUUUUUUUAGUGGUUUCCCUGUUCUCUUAUUUGGAUUGAAAGAAAGACAAAAAAAACAAAACUUCCCUUUCUUUUUUAUCCCUUCGACGAAUUGCGUUUUGCCAGAGAUAUUUUUUUAGAAAGAUUCUCCAUUGGAUAAAAAAUGAAAAAAUAGAAAGAAUCUAAAUAAAGGCGCAUACGCGGGAAGGGGGCCCCACUACUUCUUCAUUCAGGGGAGGGACUCGCCUCAUUACUUCCCACUGGGCGAGAGGUGCACCUAACCCACCUACCCACUCAUCAAUCACGGUGUUCAGCUGACUUGCACUGAUGGAUCCCUAUUGUAUUGGAAUUAGGCGCCCACCUUUUUCAUGUUGUCAACUAAUCUUUUCAAUGUUCGAUUCUACUCUAUGUUAGAACAUUUCUGUGAAUGCUAUUCUGAUUUAAGUGGUCUUAUUCUGUGUCCUGUGCUAGGAAGCAUUACUCCUCUUUUCAUUCCAAAUUCAAGAAUACGACCGAUACGAUUGAUUGGUCUGUGUGCCUCUCUUAUUACUUUUUUGUAUCCCCCUGUUCCUCGGAUACAAUUUGAUCCUUCUACGGCCAAAUCUCAAUUUGUGGAAAGCCUUCGAUGGCUUCCUUAUGAAAACAUCCAUUUUUAUUUGGGUAUAGACGGUAUCUCUUUAUUCUUCGUGAUAUUGACCACAUUUCUGAUCCCUAUUUGCAUUUUAGUGGGUUGGUCUGGUAUGAGAAGUUAUGGGAAAGAGUAUAUUACAGCAUCUCUAAUUCGUGAAUUUCUAAUGAUCGCCGUGUUCUGCAUGCUGGAUCCUCUACUAUUCUAUGUUCUUCCCGAAAGCGUGCUAAUCCCUAUGUUCAUUAUUAUAGGGGUAUGGGGUUCGAGACAAAGAAAGAUCAAGGCAGCAUAUCAGUUUUUCCUUUAUACUUUACUUGGAUCUGUUUUUAUGCUAUUAGCUAUUCUGUUGAUUCUUCUCCAAACAGGAACCACCGAUUUACAAAUUUUAUUAACCACAGAAUUUAGUGAGCGGCGCCAAAUCUUUCUAUGGAUUGCUUCUUUCGCCUCUUUCGCCGUCAAAGUGCCUAUGGUACCAGUUCAUAUUUGGUUACCCGAAGCUCAUGUAGAGGCACCUACGGCAGGAUCCGUCAUCUUGGCAGGAAUUCCUUUAAAAUUGGGAACCUACGGGUUUUUAAGAUUUUCAAUACCCAUGUUUCCCGAAGCGACACUUUGUUCCACUCCUUUCAUUUAUACUCUAAGCGCGAUUGCUAUAAUAUAUACUUCCUUGACCACUUCAAGACAGAUCGAUCUUAAGAAGAUCAUUGCUUACUCCUCAGUAGCCCAUAUGAAUCUGGUGACUAUUGGUAUGUUUAGUCCGAACAUACAGGGAAUUGGAGGUAGCAUUCCACCAAUGUUAAGUCAUGGACUGGUUCCUUCAGCCCUUUUUCUAUGUGUUGGUGUUCUAUAUGACCGACAUAAGACUCGACUUGUUAGAUAUUACGGAGGUUCAGUGAGCACCAUGCCGAAUCUCUCUACCAUUUCCUUCUCUUCCACUUUGGCCAAUAUGAGUUCACCUGGUACUAGCAGCUUUCUCGGGGAAUUUCCCAUCUUAGUAGGAGCUUUCCAAAGAAAUAGCUUAGUAGCCACAUUAGCAGCGCUUGGGAUGAUUUUAGGCGCGGCAUAUUCCCUUUGGCUAUAUAAUCGUGUGGUUUCUGGAAAUUUAAAACCCGAUUUCCUCCAUAAAUUCUCCGAUCCAAAUGGCAGAGAAGUUUCCAUAUUUAUACCUUUUCUUGUUGGAGUUGUUCGGAUGGGUGUUCACCCCAAAGUGUUCCCGGACCGCAUGCAUACAUCCGUAAGUAACUUAGUGCAACAUGGCAAAUUUCAUUGAGAGGAAUCAGCAAAGAAAAGAAA